CCGCUGUAGUCCCUCCCCGGGCCAGAGUGAGCACGGGGAGCCUGGGCUGCUAAAUGCUCCAGCCUCAAAGGGACGAUGGUGGAGGGCUGGUAAAGAUGGCGGCGCUCUCCGAGGAUGGGAGAUACGGAUUAAAUUGUGGCCAACAGAGCGCAGAUAGAGUCACCGUAUUACACGUCAAAUUGACCGAGACAGCGCUGAGAGCAAUAGAGAGCUACCAAAAUUGUAUGAUUAAAUAUAACUUUAAUCUUAAACUGUUCAAAUGUUGUAAUCUUGUAGAAGUGCUAGACAGAAUGUCCCUUCUUUCAGCAGCAAACAAUCAAGGGCCCCAAGGGCGCAUUAAAAUUCCCAAGACCGAUUCCUCUUCAGACACCUUCCACAAUUUUGAUUUCUACCUGUCUAAUGUGGGCAAGGACAACCCUCAGGGAAGCUUUGAGUGCCCACGAGUGUCGGGGUAA
Messenger RNA from Etheostoma spectabile (orangethroat darter), 455 nucleotides. RefSeq names its product RNA polymerase II elongation factor ELL2-like. The record is from RefSeq and is a predicted model, not a curated record. The transcript has 4 exons. Gene Ontology annotation, biological process: snRNA transcription by RNA polymerase II; transcription elongation by RNA polymerase II; positive regulation of transcription elongation by RNA polymerase II. NCBI's taxonomy places the organism in Eukaryota, Metazoa, Chordata, Actinopteri, Perciformes, Percidae. Gene Ontology annotation, cellular component: transcription elongation factor complex. The coding region runs from base 54 to 455 and encodes 133 amino acids. Gene Ontology annotation, molecular function: cis-regulatory region sequence-specific DNA binding.